UCAUCGCCAGCCCAAUUUUUCUUCUUUUUUUUUUUUGGUAUUUUAUUUUUCUCAACUCUCACCAACAAUAAAUCAACCAAAAUCACAAUCCCUUCAUAACAAAAAAAAAUACUUCUCCCAUUUCAAGUUCUCAGAUCCAAAAUACUCCAAAGAGAGAGAAAGUUUCAGAAGAGAAAAUGGACGCCAUUGAUUCCGUCUUCGAUCCACUCAGAGAAUUCGCUAAGGACAGCGUUAGGCUCGUCAAGCGUUGCCACAAACCCGAUCGCAAAGAAUUCUCUAAGGUUGCUGUGCGUACCGCAAUCGGUUUCGUUGUGAUGGGAUUCGUUGGCUUUUUCGUCAAACUCAUCUUCAUUCCAAUUAACAACAUCAUCGUUGGAUCUGGUUAGGAUGAGGGAAACUAAAAUCACCUCAGGAAUUCCGGUUGUGAAGCAGAAUGAGGCAGAAGGAGUUUCCUAGUUUUGUAUCUCAGUUUUUGCUUUUACAUAUAUUUUAUAGCUUCGGAAGCAUUACAGUUUUAUUUAACAUGUAAAAUUUUAUUUUGCCAUGUGUUAGACUUUUGACCCACUGUUCAAGGAGCAAAAAGUUUAGAUAAAGAAUUGUACUGUUGCAUUGAUUAUUUGCUCACGUAAUUUGCUUUUUAGUUACUUUUAGAUUAAAAUAUAAAUUGGGUCCGUACAAUUGUAGGUUGGAGUUUGAUAAUUUCGUCUCCAACAUUAACAAAAUUUUAGUAUGUGUUUUGAUAUUUUGUUAUUGCAGUAGUUAUUGGAGACAAA
Messenger RNA from Cicer arietinum (chickpea), 773 nucleotides. RefSeq names its product protein transport protein Sec61 subunit gamma. Gene Ontology annotation, biological process: intracellular protein transport; protein targeting. NCBI's taxonomy places the organism in Eukaryota, Viridiplantae, Streptophyta, Magnoliopsida, Fabales, Fabaceae. The record is from RefSeq and is a predicted model, not a curated record. Gene Ontology annotation, cellular component: membrane. Gene Ontology annotation, molecular function: transmembrane protein transporter activity.